CACUCGACGCAGUCAACACAGUCGAGACAGACAUAGAACACAGACUUUGUUCCUACAGUGGUUUGACAAUUUUUUAUUGAGCUUAUAUUUUGUCAUUUUCAUUAAUUUGUAAUUAUAAUAAAUGUAAGAUACACAUAUAAAUAAUAUAGUUAAUUACAGCAAUAUAAUCCAAGUGUACAAUCAAGUUGAUAAAAAAUAUAACAAUAAUAAACCAGUUUAAACUUUGUGAUAAUAUUUAACCUAGAGAGCUUUUUUUGUAUUUAGAGAUAGAUACUUUCACCGUGUGAAAAUAAUUAUCGUAAUUGCAGGAUGGGGAGCAGUGCUCAAUUAUACAGUUUAUCUUGGGGUGAAUUUAGCACGUCGCUAACUUCAGCAGUGCAAUUACUUAGAGGACAUGGUGAUCUUGUUGAUGUAACAUUGGCGGCUGGUGGUCGUACUUAUCCAGCACACAAAAUAGUUCUCUCGGCUGCCAGUCCUUUUUUAUUAAACUUGCUCAAGAGUACACCAUGUGAACAUCCAGUUGUUUUGCUUGCUGGAGUAAGCUCUGACGAUUUAGAAUCUUUGUUAGAAUUUGUUUAUAAAGGUGAAGUGAGUGUUGAACCUUCACAAUUGCCUUCAUUGCUACAAGCAGCACAUUGCUUGAGUAUUAAUGGACUCGCAUCUCCGACAAUAUUAACUGAAAAUGGUGAAGAAGUUCCUCCUACAGCAAUACCAACAGUUACUGAACCAGUAACACGGGAAAUAAUGAAUUCAAGUAUUCCAAUAAAUCGUCGAAAAAAGAGAAGAAGAAAAUCAUCAUCUUCAUCCGGUAAAUGGGCAAAAAUAGAUACGGCAACUGAUACUGAGGAUCGACAUGAUGGUCAUGGUGAUGACGAUAGAACUACCGAUUGUGAUCAAAAAAAUGAGGAGACUAGUGUUAAUGCCGACGAUGAUGGACAUUCCAAAGGUAAAAGUGUAUCUGACCAACCAACCAAAUGUCCAUUGUGCGGUGCAAUUUUACGUCAAUCUCGAAACCUCCGCCGUCACCUUGAGCUCCUUCAUUUUGGUGCUGGAAAUAAUAACAAACCGUCGGUGCGUAUACGACGGCGUAAACAUGAUUUUCAAUCACCAACAAUGGUACCGCGUAUCCAUCAAAGUCAAUUGAGAACGGCAAUCACAAAUGACAAUUCUGACUUUUCAUCACUCAAUCCACUAUCUCUCACCUCGACUGUCAACUCAUUGUCUUCUAAUUUUCCUGGUAACAUUUUGACACCUGGAUCUGAGGUUCACCCACGAAGUGAACUAAUUACCGCUGUUAAUCCACUAGUUCUGGAACCGCCAAACAAUGGACUUUAUUCAUCGGAAAAUAGUGCAAGUAUGCUAAAUUUAUUGCCAAAUUUGCCGUCAUUAUCAACGUUGCCAUCGCCUCACGAUGUUUUUUUACAUGAAAAAAUGUUACGAGCGGGUACCGCUUAUCAUGAUUCUUCAAGGCAACAUAUUAAACAUAUACUACGUGAAAAUGUUACUUAAGCUUAAGCUAUCAAUUAAAAAUGAUAGCUGUAGUUGAUAUUGAUCAGAAUAUUUUUAUUGUUACAAUGCUUAUUCCAUGAGGAAUGAAUUUGAGAUUGUUAAAAAAUGUAUAGAUGAAGAAGAAGAUCAAAGUGAUGUUAUUAUUAGAGGGAAUUAAUUUUCUAUAGUAAUGGGCUUAAAUAUUUAUUAUAAUUAUUAUUAAUAUGAAAUAUUCUCGCACAAAUAAAUGGUUAUACUGGUAUUAAUUAA
This is a messenger RNA of Cotesia glomerata, 1758 nucleotides long. RefSeq names its product protein abrupt-like. The record is from RefSeq and is a predicted model, not a curated record. Gene Ontology annotation, cellular component: nucleus. The transcript is spliced from 6 exons. Gene Ontology annotation, molecular function: protein binding. The coding region runs from base 310 to 1509 and encodes 399 amino acids. NCBI's taxonomy places the organism in Eukaryota, Metazoa, Arthropoda, Insecta, Hymenoptera, Braconidae. Gene Ontology annotation, biological process: regulation of transcription by RNA polymerase II.